Messenger RNA from Mugil cephalus (flathead mullet), 3204 nucleotides. RefSeq names its product thymocyte selection associated family member 2 (gene themis2). Gene Ontology annotation, biological process: T cell receptor signaling pathway. Lineage: Eukaryota; Metazoa; Chordata; Actinopteri; Mugiliformes; Mugilidae. The transcript has 6 exons. The coding region runs from base 25 to 2169 and encodes 714 amino acids. The record is from RefSeq and is a predicted model, not a curated record.
UUUGCUGCCUGUCUUCUUCUUUGAAUGCAGCACACUGAGGCAACAGUGAUGGCAGGCACGGUUGCUUUGCCACUUCAAGAAUUUAUUGCAUCGCUGGACAAUGCCUGUCUGCCGAGAAUUCUGCAGGUUUGCUCUGGAGUGUAUUUCCAAGGUUCUAUAUAUGAAAUCUCUGGGAGUGAAGUGUGCUUUUCUACCGGGGACCUAAUAAAGGUGAUUAACACUGAGCUCCUAUCAGUUUGCUGUGAAGACAUCAGCAACAAUGAGAAAUUUGAGUUGCCUAUCAACCAUACAGGGUUAUUCAAGGUUGUUCCGGAGGAAAUGCCGUAUGGUACAGUAGAGGAGAUGGUGAGCCUAAGACCCAUAGGCCUGGAUUCCUGCCUUCCCUUCACUUUCACCAGCCGCUCCAAGAUAACCCUUGGUGACUUCAUACUGGGGACCGGGACGGCUUUGACUGUGCUCUGCGUUGAGAAGCAUGAGGGCGAAGAGGAUCAAGUGCGCUGCCACGUUAAAGGACUACAAGAAGCCUCAGCUGACGUGUGCAUCCCUCUUUCUUCCCGAGGGGAGUUUUAUGAGUGUGAGAGCGAGGAAUGCUUCACCCUGCAGGAAAUCAUGUCCUCGGCGUCCCUGCGUAGCCGAAGGUUUCGCUUCAACAACGCCAGCAAGUCUCAGCGGCCCCUAAUCCUCAGCCCAGUAUACCAGGUCCAGGCCAUCAUGAACAUGAGGAAGAAUGUGUUGAAGUUCCCAUCCAGCUUAGAGGUGGAUGUGGUUGAUGUCACAGACAUUUGUAAAGAUGUGGAUUUCGUGACACCCCUCAGCCUGACAGAGGUUGUAUCGCAGCCUGACGAAUCAUUUCCUGCAGUAGUGGAGGUACUAGAGGGCCCGGAGUCCCGCUCUGUGUUCAAGAGCGACUGGAUGACUGCACUCAGCAAGGCUGAGCACCUGAUUUUGCACAAGAAAGGAACCUCGGCCAUGAUUUUAUUAUCCAGCUUGAAGAGCCGGAAAGCGCAGCAGUACUUCUUGGUAUCUCAGCAAUACGGGGGACGAUUCCGGAGACGGCCUAGGGAGUUUAAUUCCGUGUAUGAGCUGUAUGUUGCUUCAAUCCAGGCACCGGGCCUGAAGGUCAGUGUAACGAGGAACUGUGAGGAGAUCGAAGAGGAAGGGCUGCCUACCCUAAGCGUGGGGGAGCAGCUGGAGGUUGUGACCUGCAGCAGGAUGGAGUUGCCUUGUGAAAGCAGCACGGGACAGAAGCAGUCCGUUGAGGCUCUUCUGUGUCAACGUCUUCAAGAACCAGACGAUGGGGACGACGAUGAUGAGGAGGAUGAGGACGACAAAGACAGGGUGAAAGUGGACGAUGAAAAAGAGGAGAUUUUUCUGCCCCUGUACAUGCAGGGUCACUUCUUGGAAAUACUCCGUGAUAACAAGAAGUACAAACUCAGGGACUUGGGUAAGGAGUUUAGUUUGCCACUGGAUGUUAAAGUGGUGAGCCGUGAUGGAGAACUGGAGAACGAUCCACUAGUUGGGUUUCCAUGUCUCAGAAUAGAGGGGGCUAUGUUGGAGCCCACCAUCCAGGCAAGCCUUUUGCACAAGCCAGACUAUUGUUUUGAGAUCCCGGCUAAGUGGCUCUCUAUGUCCGUCUCUUUUACUAAAGACCCCGUGCCAUGGCCCAAUGGUCAACCCCCAAAGUGCCACAUAAACAGGGUGACCGAGGUGACAGACACAUUCUUUUAUGAAUUUCGCAAACAGGGCAGCUCGGACGAAGCUCCUCCACCUCGCCCACCAAAGCGAAAUCUGUCAGCUUUGAAACCUUCCAAAAAGCCUAAAUCUUCAAAGAAAGCAGACAAAUCCAAACAUCGCACGGACAAAAGUGUUCCAACCAAGACUUUCAGUGAUUUGACUUUAAAUAACAAGAAAAGACCACCAGCCCCCCCACCCCCUGCUAACGCGGAUGACGAACCCUCACCGCCAAUCCUUCCCCGAAAGCCCUCCGGGGCUGACACAACCAGGGGCAAGGCUCUGCCGAACACUUACGUACGAAUUGAGGAGUCUAAGAAAAUAGCACCCCCGUGUGACAUUGAAGCUGAUGAGGACAGUGACCACGAUUAUGAAACUGUGGAUGAGAAUUUGGUGUCAAUGAUGAAGACAGCACAAGAGAAUGUUUUGUUCUAUUAAAAAAAAAAAAAAGGAUAGAGACAGAGAUAGAUUUGUGAGAACUGAAUGUAAUAAUAACAAAAGCUUUUUACGUCAAGUUAAGACCUGUGCAUGAAAUCAAAGAUGUUAAGACUCAUGAUAAAUAUCAUAAGUUAGACUUAUCUAAAAAGGAAAGCUUAAGCUUUAAAUUGCAAUCGUAUUAUCUUGUCUGUACAACUGUACUACUACAUGCCCUGCAUCAACUCAUGACACGGACGGUUUGCAGAAUUUAGUUAUUUUUUAUUUGGUUCCCUAACAACAAACUGCUUCACACAUAUACAACGAAGAGACAGUAUCUGGUGCUUCUCUGAUAGUUAGCAGAAUUUCCUCUGAGUCAUUACUUUGCCUUCCAAAAAUACUUCCCUCUUUCAUGCGGAGGGUUUCCUGGAUACAAACUUUGAUUGAACAAACUAUUCAUGGAGUUCAAACACUUUUUGUACAAGACUGUCAGUAAUGUAUUUAUUUGACCAUGUGGUGAAUCAUGGGGCUGUAGCUUGUAGUUCUGUAUACAAUGAGUAUAUUUAUGUUGUGCAAUACCAAGCAGUUUUUUUUUUACUGUGUAUGUUGUAUUCAGCCUUGGUAUAAAACAGUCAUAACAUCCUGCAGGAGGUAUUAGUCCAAGAUGACGCCACAAACUAUAGCCUAGAUCGAAAUGAUCAGAGUCGAAUCAGUCCACAUUUUAUUUAAGCUUCACAGAUGUAGCUAUAGGUUGCAUUUGAUGCAUGUCAAAUGCUUACCAUAUAUAGGGAAACUCUAAAGACUCAGUACAGUCUAAACCACAAACUAGUAUCACUGCAAUAGCUAUAGCUCUCCCUCAAACCACAUCAAACUAAUUUAUGUGCAAACAGCAACAUUAUCACAAAAGAAUGAGAAUUUUUUUGCAACUUCGUUGACUUGCAGGCCUUCCGAACUCAAACUAUUCAACUGUUCAAACUAUCGUGCCAGUUGUUUGUAGAUUACUGUGUUUAAUUUUGUACUGACGAAAUUACUCAUCAUAAAGUGUGACUUAUGAAUGCA